GAUGGACCUUGUUUCUCCCGACAGUUUCAGUGUAACACACCUUGCGCAUGCUCACUCUUGCAUGCGUGUUGUUGCUUCCCACGUUAAACUUUAUGCAAAGAAAACAAUAGUUGUGUUUUGUUGUAGGAAAUAGAGCAGCUUCGCGUCUGUAGUGCUGUCGGAAUAUUGUGAGGUUUUAUUUUAAUAACGCAACGUGCUAGGAUGUUAGCAUGAGGAACAGGCGUUUGUUUUGCUAGCGAGCUAAACGACGACGGAUGACGUUGUUGUCGAUGUUAGCUCCAUUAAACUGCUUCUCCCUAAAUAAGUAUAUUAUAUAUCGCAAAUUGACACAUAAAUCUGAGUCCAGUGAUUAAAAGCGAUGUAUCUGACGCCAAACGAGCGUUACGUUUGUUAAUUCCCGCUAACAGCCGCAUUGUUUAACCGGAGCCACCGGAGCUCGACGGUCAAGUUAUUUUGGGCUUGAAUGAUGUGACCUCAGUCCUGAGGAGACAGACCAUGGACAGAGAGUUGUUGAGGCAGUGUCUGGCUUAUCACGGAGAGUCUCUGUUCAACAAACUCAAGUGUGAACAGACAGAAAACCCUGACUUCCAAGCCGUGGUGUCCGACCUGUGCAAGGCCACGUAUGAAAGCAGGAGUGGUGGGCAUGACAACCCUCUUGUAGAGCAGUUCAUUGCCAGGAAGGCCGACAUCCUGUUCUGUCCAGCAUGGAAGACUGCCACACAUCAAGAAGAGGAGCAUGAAGAGGAGGAGGAUGCUGCAGAGCCCUAUGCCAUCAUGCCACCAGUGGAGUUAUUCAUGGAGGUGUCUUAUGAGGAAAGAAGAGCCAUGCUGUACAGAGACUUGGAGAGAGGAGACACUGUGGUGGGGAGGAUCAACAACAUUAGAGAAUACGGCUUCUUUCUCACUCUGCUUUGCACGGCAGGAGGACUGAAGAGGGACAUAGAAGACCUGGAGUUGUCAGCUCUAUGUCACAUCAGAGAAAUUCCCUCUACUGGCAGCCACGACGAUCCACUGUCCUACUACCAGAUUGGAGACUUCAUCAGAGCUGCAGUGAAAGAUAUUGACCGCUACCAAGAGAAAAUCACAGUUUCCCUCCUCAAGGCCUCUCUUUCUCCCAGCAUGGAGCAAAUCAAACUGGGUGUCGUUCCUCGGGAGGAACUGCCCAUACACUACAGUCGUAGCGUUCGUGCAUCUGCAGACUCCAGUGAGACGUAUGAGUGUAUACUGGGGAGUUGCCAUGGUUACCACAACCCUUCUGUAGUGGACUACCUGCUGGAGAAGGUGGGAGUUAGUGACACCCACCCACCAUCAAUGAUGAGAGGACUACAGAGCAAACUUUUCCAAGAGGAGGAUUUUGCCUCUGUAAUCAGGAAGAAACAGUCAUCAUCAUGGGCCUUGAAGUGUGUCCGUGCAGGUGUGGACCACUUCAAACAUGCUCGUCAUGUGGAAGCCAUGAAUGAAUACAACAAAGCCUUGGAUAUCGAUACCAAUAAUGUAGAAGCACUGGUGGCACGAGGAGCUCUAUAUGCCAACAAAGGCAGCAUUAUGAAGGCCAUAACAGACUUUGAGUUGGCCCUGGAGAACUGUCCAGAUCACCGCAACGCCAAGAAGUAUCUCUGCCAGACACUGGUAGAAAGAGGAAAACAGCUUGAAGAACAGGAGAAACUAGUAACAGCUGAGGGAUUGUACAGGAGAGCUCUGUCUCUCGAUGAUUUAAACCCCGAGGCACAGGAGGCCCUGCACAAGAUAACAGACACCAUACAGAAAUCAAUACGCCUGCGAGAAGAAGCGCUGGCUAAGGAGCAGGUGAAAGCCACGAGCAGCCAGACCAGCGCUGAGAAAUUGCGUAAGAUCUUAAAAGAGGAGAAGAGGAUGAAGAAAAAACGAAAGCGAUCAACCUCUUCGUCAUCAUCCACUUCCUCUAGGAGGAACUCCCCUUCUUCUUCAUCGUCUUCCUCCUCUCGCAGGAAGUCUAAAAAGAAGAAAAAGAAGAGGAGGAGGUCUGAGCGGGGUAGUAAGCGCCAUAGCAGGAUCUCCUCAAGGGAGAGCAGCAGGAGGAGUGAGGAGGGUAAAAGUGAGAAAGACAGGAAGGAGGAAGAGGAGGACGAGGUGGAGUGGUAUCCUGCUCCUCCUAACACCUCUGCCACCUUUCUCAACCAGAAAGGAGGCCCGGUGUUUGGAGAGAGGGAUGAGGAGGAGGUAGAGCAGAAGGAUGCUGAAGAGAGGAGGAUCAGUCAGCUGUAUUCUUUGUCGGCAGCUUCAGAUGACGAAGAGUCUGACUACUCACGCAGAGAAAGAAAGAUAAAGGACAUAGAGGAGGGCAAGAGAGGGAAAAACGAGGGACACAGUAGAGAUAAGAGCAGGGAGAGAUGGAAGGAGGAUAACAGAAAAGACAGGAGAGACAGUGACUCCAAGAGGAGGAGUAGCUUAGACGAGAACAGAAAACGGAAAGUUUCCUGCUCAUCGGCUGACUCUGAGUAUUCACGGAAAUCCAGCUUCAAAUCCGAAUAUUUAGGGAACUCUCGUUCUGCGUCCAAACACUUGGACGGUAGGAAGAGGAACUCCUUCGAUGGUGGUAGAUAUGAGAACAGAGGGCAGGAGGAGAUUUGGGACGUAGAAGAGGCAAAAAGAGACAAGGACAGAAAGGGGAGAGUAGAGGAAGAGAGCAGCAGGUCAAAGGAAGGAAACGGUAAACAAUCGGAAGGUGCUGGAAAUCAUAAGCAGAGUGGUCUGACGUCAGUGCCAGGGGGGAGGCCUAAAAAAGACCUCCCUUCGAACCUGCUGGAUAUCUUCAAUCAGAUUGCCCAAUUUGAGAAGGAGAAAGGAGUCGGGCCAAAAUAAUAUCUCAAAACCAAAUGUCCAGAAUGUGCCCAAAACUAGUGAAACAAGACUCUACCAUGGAUGUUUGUAACAUGAAUUCAUUCAUUCUGGACUGCAUUAAGAUAACACUGCUGAAUGGCCAAACGCGUUGUUGUUGUCUGAAUGUCUACAGUUGUUGUCAGUUGCCUUCAGUGUUAGAGAAAAUGCUGGAGUGAUUUUACUUUGGUAUGUUCUUUAUGGUAGAUUUAAGGCCUGUGAGCAACUGAUGUAACUGUUGGACUAUAAUAAAUAAAUAAAUCGAACUGGUCUAAAUGAAUUAAAAUGUUCAUCUAAAUCAGUUAAUUCCCAAAUAAUGUGAGAACAUGUUAGUAAUGAAUUUCAAGAGAACGUUUAUCACUUUUCUUGAACUUGUGUAAAUAUGAUGGUAUGGUGAUUACAGAUAUUACAUGUAAGUCAAUAUUAUUUCUUAUAUAUGUUAAUUCUUUCAUUUUUAUUACAUUAUUGAGCACAGCUGACGUCACAUCAGUUGCUACAGGUUUUAAUCUCUUUGUUUUGUGUUCGUCUUAGGUCGAGACUGUUUUCUGUUAAAGGAGAUAUUGCCUUAUGUUUACUGCCUUGUGCCAUUUUGUGCAUUCUUUUUGUGGCUUGUUAAAUCUUUUCCUCAGCAACCUGACUGUUAGUACUGCGGUACUUUUUCAAGCUUUACACAAUACAGAUGUUGCAGUUGCAGUAUUCCAACACAUUCUCUCCUGUAAAUAAAUCAAACUGAAUCAAUAAAGCAUUUAAAAUGUCAGACCUA
Larimichthys crocea (large yellow croaker) is the source of this 3619-nucleotide messenger RNA. RefSeq names its product tetratricopeptide repeat domain 14 (gene ttc14). The record is from RefSeq and is a predicted model, not a curated record. Gene Ontology annotation, molecular function: nucleic acid binding; protein binding. Bases 496 to 2841 code for a protein of 781 amino acids. The transcript is spliced from 12 exons. NCBI's taxonomy places the organism in Eukaryota, Metazoa, Chordata, Actinopteri, Sciaenidae.